AUGGGGGCUUCAUCUGAUUCCAGUGCCAUAGCAAAACUCAUCAAACUCGGCUGCUUGGUAGGCUUCAUCUUUGUAGGCCUCACAUCACUGCUUCGCUAUAUAUUUGUUGCCAAGGAUCGAAAUAGAUGUGCUAGUCUGCUGAAUGAUGGCUGGUGGAUAGACGACACAUACAGGAACUGGCAACCAGCGAGCUGUAUGAUGCACAACUACAAACCAUCAGAGAUAUCCAGCUGUCUUGGCCACGCUCGUAUCGUGUAUGUUGGUGAUUCCAUAGUUCGACAGCAGUUUUUUGCUGCCCUGAAUCUCGUCAAGCCUGGCAUCGACACCUCGGGAGAAGCACAUGUCAACCGCAAAUAUGUGUUUAAUGAGCAACAUCUCACAUUGGAAUUCUGGUGGGAUCCUUACCUGAACGAAACCACUGAUUUGCUGCAAGGCAGCCUGCCUUCGAUCCGGCCUAGCUUGAUGGUAGUAGGUUCAGGUGCAUGGCAAAUGCAUUACUUGGGAGAAAAUUACUUCAAGGAGUGGAAAAAGGGAAUUGACACUGUGUUUGAUGCUGUGCAACAAACACAAGUGGCAGAUGCAGUGCUCCUGAGCCCUGUUGAGAUACCACAGUAUGACAAGUUGGGGGCAAACCGCACACAGACUAUGACCAUGGACAAGAUCACGCAGAUGAACGGGUACCUGAUGGAGAGAUACAGCCAGAUGCGGACACCACAAACACCCUUAGAGAUACCUUUCGUAUGGAACGAAAUUGGCACGCACGCAACCAAUGUCUCCGAGGAUGGGCUUCAUUACAACCCCAUUGUUACCACUGUUCAGACACAGAUCGCUCUCAACUACAGAUGCAAUGAUCAGCUCAGCAAAAAGUUCCCCAUGAGCGACACUUGCUGCUUUAUAUAUCCUGCACCCAGAUGGUAUCAGUUAGCGUUCAUGGCCUUCUUUUUGUUCUGGAUUCCUGCUGGUUUCUUGGCUACAAGUUUGUUAUCCGGCACUUCCAUGAUAAGCAAGCUGUUUCCCUCCAAGAAGCUGUUGAAUGCCUGCUUUGUGUUUGGCCUGUGCGUCAUGUACAUGUUUUAUGGAGACCGAACGCAGUUGUUUGGCAAGAUCCAAAAGAACUUUGACGCCACCGUGUUUAUUGGUAUGAUGAUGGCAGUGGCCGUCUUGGGCAUGGUCAAACUACAGCACAAGAACGAAGGAGACCAGGGCUUUUUGAACCGCCACCAAACCGAUGAAUGGAAGGGAUGGAUGCAGGUGAUCAUUUUGGUGUACCAUUUCUGUGGCGCUUCAGGCACAUCAGGCAUCUACAAUGCUGUGCGCAUUUUGGUAGCAGCGUAUCUCUUUCAAACUGGCUAUGGUCACUUUUUCUUCUUCUACAAGAAGGCUGAUUUUGGCAUGGGCCGCAUCUUGAAUGUCAUGGUGCGACUCAACUUUUUGACAUUUGUAUUACAGUACUUGAUGGACACGGAUUACCUGAGCUAUUACUUUACGCCCUUGGUCUCAUUUUGGUUUCUGGUGAUUUGGCUGGUCAUGUACACUGGACACCAGUGGAAUAAGGUGCCUACCUUUAUGCUGAUCAAGCUGGCUGUGUCGUGUGCUGCUACCACUGCAUUCAUCAAAAUAGACGGUGUAUUGGAGUUUGUGUUUAACCUCUUGGAAAUCGUGUUUAAUGUGCAUUGGAAUGCGGGCGAAUGGCGCUUCCGUUUAGCGUUGGAUGCCUAUAUCGUCUAUGUGGGCAUGCUUUGCGCUUAUGCUUUCAUCAAAAUGACAGAGCACAAGGUGAUGGACCAUCCUCGUUUCCCUGCACUUAAGAAGGGAUCGCUUGUGUUUUCAGUGCUCGCCAUGGUGUGGUAUUUCUGGUACGAAAUCACGCGCGAAAACAAGUUUGUCUACAAUGAAACACAUCCUUACGUCUCCUGGAUUCCUAUCAUGGCCUUUAUUUUCCUCCGUAAUGCAAACGUCUAUUUGCGCAACACACACUCUGAAGUUUAUGCUUUCAUUGGUAAGAUCUCUCUCGAGACAUUCAUCGGUCAGUUCCACAUGUGGUUAGCGGGCGAUACCAAGGGCUUAUUGGUCAUUUUGGCUCAGCCUACUUGGGUUGCUGGUCUGGGAUGGUGGAUCAAUUUGCUGAUCUCUAGCUGUUUGUUCAUCUUUGUGUGCCAUUACAUGAGCCAAACGACACAUACCAUCUCAGUUGCUAUUUGCACCUUGGCUCAAUCCAAGAAGGCCGAUUCAAAUGGAACCACCCCGAGGGCAGCAGGCGGCGACUAUCAAGCUGUUCCCCUGCUACCAACCUCAACAUCAGAAGUGCAACAGACCUCAUCCACCGGCAUUGAUCUUGUGGUGCAACCCACUCAUCUUAAGCAAGAAGCAGCGAUAUUACAAGCACAGGAGGAACAAGAGGAUGAGGAGGUCUGGGAUGCAUCACUUGUUAACGAAAAGAAGCCGACUCUAUUGAGAAAGAUUUUAGAUGAUACCCGAGUUAAAGUGCUUUUGUUUUUCAUUGCCAUGGGAUUAUUGAACAAUUUCUGUUGA
Messenger RNA from Mucor velutinosus, 2532 nucleotides. RefSeq lists its product as uncharacterized. The record is from RefSeq and is a predicted model, not a curated record. Lineage: Eukaryota; Fungi; Mucoromycota; Mucoromycetes; Mucorales; Mucoraceae. Bases 1 to 2532 code for a protein of 843 amino acids. The transcript has 3 exons.